AUGAUAGCGAUUGCACUCCUCUAACAUAUGCUGAUGAUGUUUCCAGUCAUACUGUUGCUCACGGCCACACUCUCUCAUUCAAUCGGACAAGUCGAAUCGCAUGAAGAAUCGGGCGUUUGGAGCUGCGAUUCGCAACCUGAGAUCCGAUUGCAAGCUGACUUCAGGCCCGGAGUCAUCACUCUCGACGGACAUAUUCAAGAUUGGAAGGAUAUAGAAGGCUCAGAAUUCUCUCUAUUACCUGCCCUUGAUCCAGAUGUCGAUAAAGAAUACAGAGGUGGAGAAAUGACAAUCAAGGCUUUGCAUGAUGGUAGUGAGGUUUUCUUCAUGUUACAAGUUGAUGGAUCUUACACGUAUUUGAAAGGCGAUAGUCAUAGAUGUGCAUCUGUUGCUCUUAUGUUUCAGAUUGGUGAGAAUGCAACAUAUUACAAUAUGGGUGGAUGUAGUGAGGCACCUGAUACAUGUACCAGCAAAACCUGCCAUGGACAUGAAGUCGACAUCAUGCAUUUUGCAACUGGAAAUGCCAUUCCAGGUCGACUUUAUGGUAGUAAUCCUCUUGACAAUAUAAAUGGAAAUAGAGGCAAUAGAUUUGGCCAUUUGGAAGAUGUCUAUGCAUGGAAUCCACACUGUCGCUAUCUUGAUGGAAUGGGUCCUUCAGGAAAUGUCUCAGCUACAAAACAUAACUGGAAAGGAGUGUGGUGGCAUAGCAGCUUCACUCGUUCCUCUGGUUUUGUGGAGGAAGACAAUCCAUAUGGAUCAGAAGGACAAUCUGGUGCAUAUUACUUUGAGUUUUCGAGACCUUUUAGGACAAUGGAUCGUCUACAACAGGAUGUUCAAUUCACCAUAGGAAGAACCAGCAAAGUUUCAGUAGCAUUUUGGUAUCCUGAGGAUGGAAAACCAUGGCAUGCAUCUGGACAUUACUCUAUUGGUUGUGACUGGAUAGGAUUUGAUGUUCUUCCAAGUGAAGCCAUCAUGCCCACAAAGGAUUUGCAGAAGAAUCCUUGGGAUGUAGCCAUGGCUUUCUCAUUGUUGUUCUCUGUUGUCGCGUUCUGUCUUUCGGUUUUUGUUGGACAUAGAUUCUCCUCGUUUACUAAGUCCAAGGAUGUUUUCAUCCCUUUAGAUACUUUUUAG
Messenger RNA from Impatiens glandulifera, 1128 nucleotides. RefSeq lists its product as uncharacterized. Lineage: Eukaryota; Viridiplantae; Streptophyta; Magnoliopsida; Ericales; Balsaminaceae. The transcript is spliced from 8 exons. The record is from RefSeq and is a predicted model, not a curated record. Gene Ontology annotation, molecular function: heme binding. Bases 28 to 1128 code for a protein of 366 amino acids.